This is a messenger RNA of Bombyx mandarina (wild silkworm), 639 nucleotides long. RefSeq lists its product as uncharacterized. The record is from RefSeq and is a predicted model, not a curated record. NCBI's taxonomy places the organism in Eukaryota, Metazoa, Arthropoda, Insecta, Lepidoptera, Bombycidae.
AUGCAAAUUGUGUUCAGUAUAGCACCAGUCUCGCUAUUUAUUCGGUUCACGAUGUACAAAAGUACUGCUAUCAUCUUUUUCGUUAUUUUGAUGGUCGGGAGUAGCUUACAACAAGGCGGCGCCGAAGGAGGAACUAAUGCCGGUAUAGGCUUUAGUCUUGGUGGCAAUGCCGGUGGCGGUGCCGGUUCUGAUGCCGGCGCCGGAGCCGGAGGUGGCGCUGGUUUCCAAUUCGGCGCUAAUGCCGGAGCCGGAGGCGACGGCAAAGCUGGUAGUAGCAAUGGAUUCGGAAAGUAAUAUAUUUCUCUAAUAUAGAAUUCUGUUUUCAAACAAUGACAAGAAGAAUCGAACAGUACAUGAACUAUUUCUUAUUAUGUAUGAUGUCCAAAAACUACUGAUUCCAAUCAGAUGUUAUUGUUAUACAAAUUUUUAAAUGUAUUAAAACACUUUUUAUAUUAAUAAUUUAUAGACUGUGACAACAUGCUUGGUGUGUUAUGAAUGUUAUAGAAUAACUACAGAUAAGAUGCUACAUACUUUGUUGUUUAAUAUCUACAAAACACAGUGCACCCAGAUAACUAUUAAAUAUAAGUCUGUCAUAUGUGCUCCAUGAAUUAAUAAAAGUAUUUUAAAUGUUUAAUAUUA